GGCUGGUCUGUCCCUGGGCAGUGGAUCACCUGAUACAGACCUUGGGACCCAAACCCUGGGAUUGGCUUAAAACAGGGUUGUGUUAACCCAAUGACUGGGCCUUGGCUUCCUGUCAAUCUGCGGUCAGAACCAAAGCCUAGAAAUAGUGCUGGGGCAGUCUUCCCAACUCAUUGUGUAAAAGCAGGCAACCAUGCCGGUACUAACCAAGCGCUACCCUAAAAACUGCCUGUUGGCCGUCGUGGACCGGUACUUGGCUGUGGUGUGCAACAUGGAGCAGGUGGUGAUGAUCCCCAGCCUUCUGCGGGAUGUGCAACUGGGUGGACAUGGCGGCCAGGCCCAGAUGGGGGCCCCUGAUCUCUACACCUACUUCACCAUGCUCAAGACCAUCCGGAUGGAUGUGGAACAUGGGCUCCUGCCGAGGGAGGAGUGGCAGGCCAAGGUGGCCGGCCGCAAAGCGGAUGAGGCCGGAAAGGAAGCUGCCGAGACAGAGGAGGCCAAGGAAGACGUCUCCGGGGAGCUGGACCUGGAAACGCAGUUCCAUGUGCACUUCUCCAGCCUCCAUCGAAUCCUUACUCACCUGACUGUGAAAGCUCAGGAAGUGACAAGAAAAUACCAGGAAAUGACGGGACAGGUCCUGUAGGCCUCCGACUCUAGGGAAGAUCACUUUACACAAGAGAAUGCAGACUGUGAUGAGGACUUGCAGCAGUGUGUCAGCCCUGAUUCCAGAAACACCUGGACCUGCAGCUGAAGUGAAGGCGACUUGUGUCUCUGGGAUGCUUCCCUACCUCCCUCUGAGCAUCAAUUUGUGACCUCUAGUCCUUGGCUCACCUUUAGGAUGUGUUGCUAUUCACAACUCCAUUUAAUCUUCUUACCAGCUCAGGGUGGUGGCCAGUGGUUCAUGAGGGAGUAGACAAAGUUAGUCUAGUAUGACACAGAAGAGCAGAGGUGUUAGCCUAUGACCAAAGUUCACAUCCCUCCUCUUGGCAGUCAUCCACCCUGUGACCUCAGGCA
Urocitellus parryii (Arctic ground squirrel) is the source of this 1011-nucleotide messenger RNA. It is a transcript of the gene Thrsp, whose product is annotated as thyroid hormone responsive. The record is from RefSeq and is a predicted model, not a curated record. Lineage: Eukaryota; Metazoa; Chordata; Mammalia; Rodentia; Sciuridae. Gene Ontology annotation, biological process: regulation of lipid biosynthetic process. Gene Ontology annotation, cellular component: cytosol.